Messenger RNA from Pneumocystis murina B123, 4385 nucleotides. RefSeq lists its product as hypothetical. Gene Ontology annotation, molecular function: 5'-flap endonuclease activity; single-stranded DNA helicase activity. The record is from RefSeq and is a predicted model, not a curated record. Bases 435 to 4385 code for a protein of 1316 amino acids. Gene Ontology annotation, biological process: replication fork reversal. Gene Ontology annotation, cellular component: cytoplasm. The transcript is spliced from 15 exons. NCBI's taxonomy places the organism in Eukaryota, Fungi, Ascomycota, Pneumocystomycetes, Pneumocystales, Pneumocystaceae.
AAGAAUUGGAGGGGUUUUAGAAGGUCCUUCAGAGAUAUUAGAAAAGACUUUAUCUCCGGAACAGAAGGUAUCAUGGAAAAUGAGUCCAAUAAAAGAAUCUCCGUGUAAAACAAGUAAAUAAAGUUUUUUCAUAAAAAAAGAAAAGAAUGACAUAAAAAGGGCCGUUUGGGGAAAUUUUAUCACUGUUUAAGACAGAUAAGGACGAGGAGAAGCAUAAUGAAGGAUUAGAUCCAACUAUUGAUCUUUGGAAACGAUAUGGAACUUCGUCAACAGAUAGUAUAGAUGGAAAAGUAGAAGAUGUAUCCUUAAAACCGCUUGAUGAAAAGGUUUCUUCCUUUUUUGAACCUCAAAAAAUACCUACGACUCGAAGAAAGAGAACAAUAAGAAGUCUAGAGAGUAGUAAUGAGCUAUUUGCCUCUGAAACUAGUCAUUCUAUGGAGUAUUUGGUUAAUCAAUUAAAAACCUUUCUUCCUGAGCCAUGGAAGAGGUUACAUACACAAAAAACAAGUGUAUCUCUACCUUCAGAAGAUAUGCAGCUGCCUAAGCAGGCAAUGGAAAUGAAAAUGCAUACGGAAAUUGAGAAAGACAAUGAAGAAUUUUUUAUGGAAGAACAGAUGUUGUUUCAAAAGGAAGAAGCAUUUGAUGAAUUUUCAGAAACUUUAUCUGAUGAAAUAGAAGAAAUUUCUAAGUGUUUUGACAGAAAUAUAAAAGAAAAUACAAAGGAAAUGGAAAGAAUUGUUGUAUUUGAUAAUCCGUUGAUUGAAAAGUCUGAAGAAAUAGGCAGAAAACAUGAAGAAUUGAGUUUAGAGGCAAAUCAAGUAAAUAUUGAUUUUUUAAAGAAUUAUACAGAAAAAAAUAAUGAAAAAUCAUCUGAAAGAAAUGAAGUGAACAAAUUAAGUGAAAAUUUUUCUUUGGAAGCAGAUCCUGUACAAACAUCUUCCUCAGAUGAUAUAUUGGACGAUUCUUUUACAGAUGAUAUGUUAGAUGAAGAGAUAGAGGCUGUUUUGUCUGCGCUAGAUACAUGCAAAGAGGUUGAUAUAGAGGAAGUUAAAGCAAAAAGUGUUGAAUUGGAUGUUCCAGAGGAACAAUAUAUUUUUGAAAAGAAUAAAAAUGAAAUUUUUGCUUCAAAUGUUAAAAAUGAGAUGGUAUCUGAUUAUUAUUCUAAGAAUAUGUCUUUGAAAGAAUAUGAUGCAUGUAAUGAUGAGAAGAAGAAUCAUUCAUUCUUAAAUUAUAAGGUUUACAACAUAAAAGAAGAACCAUGGAUUGAUUCUAAUGGAUAUAAAGGGUUACAAAAGGUUGUUUUAAGUCAAGAAAAACAAACAAUUUUAUUAAGACAAGAUUGGUUUUUUACGCCAAUUGAAAUAGGUGAUUAUUUAUAUCUUCAUGGAGAAUAUGAUGAGAAUGGUAUUUGUAUUGUAGAUAAUUCUCAUUUUCUUGUGAUUUUAAAUCCAGACUUUUUAGUAUCAUGUACAUCUGUUGCUACUUCUUAUUCAUGCAUCAGGAGAAUAAUCCUUCAGGAAAGGGUAAAAAUUACAGAUAGUAUAUCAAAAAGUCAAAUUUAUGGAAAAAUAUUGCAUCGUCUUUUUCAAUUGUGUCUUGAAAAUGAUAAUUUUAGUUUAUCUUUUUUAAAAGAAAAAACAAAACAAUUAGUAUUAGAUAAUCUGGAACAUUUGGAUAUUGUAGGAGAAACUAUAGAAAAUGCAAUGAAACAUAUUUCUGGGAAAUUUUCUAAUCUACAAAAAUGGGCAUCUAAAUAUUUUUUAAAUACUCCAGAAGAAAAUUUAUAUAUAAAAUCUUUUAGGAGUAGAAGAUCUGACACUUCUCAUAUAUCUAUUAACAAAUUACUAAGAGCUGAAGAACAUAUUUUAUCUCCAAAAUAUGGAUUAAAAGGAUAUAUUGAUGUUACAGUUCAAUUGGCUGUCAAAUCAGACAUUGAUUUACAAUAUUCGAUAGCACCUUUUGAAUUAAAAACAGGAAAUAAUAUAUAUGUAAUGCAGCAUCGGGCUCAAACAAUUCUUUAUACACUUUUAUUAUCUGAAUAUUAUGGUAAAAAUGUUGAAUUUGGAUUGCUUUUUUAUUUGGAAAAAGGAGAAACCAUUCAAGUUUUUCCUGUUCAUGAUGAAAUUCGUGGACUUAUUAUUACCAGAAAUAACAUUGCAAAAUAUCUUAAGAAUAAUCAAGAAUUGCCGUCUAUGCUUAAAAACAUGUUUGUUUGCAAAAAAUGUCCUAUGCGUAAACCUUGUUUUGUUUUUCAUAAGGCUAUCGAAUUAGGAACAGCUGAAACAAGCGGUUUAGGGCAAUACUUUGAUGAUGAAACAAAUAGUAUAACAUCAAAAGAUAGUUAUUUUUUUCAAUAUUGGGAUUUUAUCUUAUCAAAAGAAGAAAACGAGAUAUUUCGUUUUAGAAAGGAAUUAUGGACUAUGACUAGUAAAGAGAGAGAGAAGCAUGGAAGGUGUUUAAGUAAUCUUAAAAUUAAAAAAAUUCAUUCUAUUUCUGAAGAAGAAAUUUUAGGAUAUAUUGAUCAUUAUGUAUAUACGUUAGAGAAAUGUUCUUCAUCCAAUAAUGAUGAUUCUUUACUUAAUUCAGAAAUAAGUUAUAAUGAUUUUAUUAUUGUUUCAGAUGAAAAUGGUCAUUAUGCUCUUGCAUACGGAACUGUUAUUAAUAUAGAACCAAAAUUUAUUACUAUUUCACUAAAUCAGCAAUUGUAUAGUCCAACAAGUAUUUUAAGUGAUCACGAUGUUCAGUAUACUCAAAUACCUAAAAGCUCUAUGCUCAAAGUUUUUAAAAAUGAUUUUAAUAAACUAGAUGAUAAAAAUAUACUAUAUCGUAUUGAUAAAGAUGAAUUUAAAAGUGGAAUAUCAUUGGCAAGAGAUAACUUAACAAAAUUGUUAUAUUUAGAACAAGAAAAACGCAGAAGAGAAUUGAUUAUAAACUUAUAUCCUCCUAAAUUUAAUUCAAUAUUAACUGAUUUUUUUAAAAUACCCGAGUACGAAAAGUUAAAUAAUGAUCAAAAAAAGGCAAUUUUAAAAGUGAUGACAGCUUUGGAUUAUACUUUAAUUUUAGGUAUGCCAGGAACAGGAAAAACCACAACUAUAACAUAUUUAAUUCAAAUUUUAAUUGCGAAUAAUAACACUAUCUUGUUAGCUUCUUAUACACAUUCUGCUAUUGAUAAUAUUUUAUUAAAAUUAAAUAUUAAAAAAGAAAAUGUUUUAAGAUUGGGUUCAAUUGAACGAAUACAUCCGGAUCUCCGAAAAAAGAUCAUUACUGAGGAAUAUGUUGUUAAUGAUUCUGAAUCAUUCCAAUUAAAGUAUAUUAGACCAUCUAUUGUCGCUACUACAUGUCUUGGUAUUACACAUUCAAUUUUUUCUAGAAGAACAUUUGAUUAUUGUAUUAUUGAUGAAGCAUCUCAGAUAGUCUUGCCUAUAUGUAUUGGCCCUUUACGUUUUUCAAAAAAAUUUGUUCUUGUUGGUGAUCAUUACCAAUUGCCACCUUUGGUACGGAGCAUUGAUGUGGCAAAUCAGGACAUAGAAACGAGUCUUUUUAAACACCUUUUGGAUACAAAUCCAUCUGCUAUUGUAAAUCUUGAAUAUCAAUAUAGAAUGAAUAAGGAUAUUAUGCUUCUUUCUAAUACAUUAAUAUACGACGGAAAAUUAAAAUGUGGAGAUGAAAAAAUUGCAUAUAAAUUACUUGAUUGUGGUGAUUUUCAGAUGUUAGAUGCAUUACAUUUAAAAGAAGGGAAUGAAUUUGCUUGUAACAUUAAUGAAUGUUGGAUUAAAAAAAUAUUAGAACCUAGACUUUCAGUAGUAUUCGCAAAUACUGAUUAUGUUCCAGCACCUGAAUCUAGAAAAGGUGAUAGAAUACAAAAUGAAGUUGAAGUUCAGCUUUUAAAACAAGUUAUCAUUUGUCUUUUGAAUCAAGGAAUAUCAGAAUCAGAUAUUGCUGUUUUGUCUGUAUAUAGGUCUCAAAUUAAAUUAAUUCAACAUCAUUUUAGACAUUUUGAAAAAAUAGAAACCGAUACUGCUGAUAGAUUUCAAGGUCGAGAUAAAAAUUGUAUUAUUAUUUCAUUUGUAAGAUCAAAUGAUAAAAAUGAGAUAGGUGAACUUUUAAGGGAUUGGAGAAGAUUAAAUGUAGCAUUUACAAGAGCAAAACUUAAACUUAUUUUUUUCGGUUCAAAAUCUACCUUAGAAAAAACUGGGAUCUUUAAUCUUUUUUUUGAUCUUCUAAAACAAAAACAAUGGAUUUAUCAUCUACCAAAAAAUGCUCAUCUUUUACAUUUUUUAGAUGACUUUAUAAAACAAACAAAUAUUAAAAAGUUACCUAAAAAAAAAAUAGAUCAUAUUUCAAAGAACUGUUCUCUUCUAAAGACAAUCAUGCAUGCUUUAUAA